AUGAAUCUCAAGUUCUUUUUAUUAAUAGCUUCACUUUUACUUGUAUGCAUUGCAUCUUCAUGUUCGGCAGUCAUUCCUGUUUUCAGAAACCGGAAACUUAGUAAUGUUUUACAAGUCAAUGAAGGAGAAGAUGGAGAGAUUCACACUCGCAAGGAAAAACAGAUCAGUGUAAACUUCAGCCGUUCACCUCCUGCCAAAGGCUGGAUUUGUUGCGAUGAUUGA
Messenger RNA from Brassica oleracea var. oleracea, 222 nucleotides. RefSeq lists its product as uncharacterized. The record is from RefSeq and is a predicted model, not a curated record. The coding region runs from base 1 to 222 and encodes 73 amino acids. NCBI's taxonomy places the organism in Eukaryota, Viridiplantae, Streptophyta, Magnoliopsida, Brassicales, Brassicaceae. The transcript has 2 exons.